Messenger RNA from Trichobilharzia szidati, 6459 nucleotides. The record is from the annotation of a GenBank genome assembly. Lineage: Eukaryota; Metazoa; Platyhelminthes; Trematoda; Strigeidida; Schistosomatidae.
AUGAUGUUACCAUCAUUAUUAUUCUUAUACACGUUAAUAAUACUUGUACAAUGUAAUAUAGAAAAUAAUGCAACGUAUUCCACAACCGCUUCUACGUCUACGCCAAUGCUUGCUCCAGUCAGUAAGGCAAAUAACUAUGCGUCAACUACACCUAGAACUACAGAUAAUGCUGAAAAUGUAAUGACUAUACUACCAAGAAUUCAUAAUGAUCCAGUCAAUGUGACUUAUGUUAUCUUACCAAAUGAAUUUUAUUUAGGCCAAAUAAAUUUAAUUACUGUACGAAGUCGUCAACCAAGAACUAAACUCAGUAUUGCAUUGAAUUUGACUGGAUUGUCAAAAACAAUCAAAGAUAAGAAUGUCUACAAGUUGACUCGAUUGAAUAUAUCUCAAAAUUGGUAUGGUUUAGAUAUUCCCUAUCAAGUUCCUUUUAUCUUUGAUCGUCAAGAAUCGAUUUCGGUUAAAAUGAUAUUUAAUUUUAAGCAUUGUUAUAAAAAGGAUGAAAGGAAACAAGGUGAUGAUGAUGAUGAUGAUAAAAACCUUAAGAGUGUCAGUCAAUGUAUCAAUUACAAAGUUACUGAAAUUGUCCACUCUGUUCAGUUAAAACAGUUACCAAUUGUUAUUAUUGGUGAAACUGAUAAACCAUUGUAUAGACCUGGUGAGUCUGUAAAUUUUCGAUAUUUAGCCUUAAAUAUGAAGACUUUAUCACCGAAAUCAACUUAUACUCCAUUGCCUAAGAAAAAGCUUAUAAUCAGAAGAAAAUCAAAAUUUCAAUUAAUAGAUGUAAAUCAUAAUGAUUUAUCUAAAUUAGAAAAUAUAAUUUAUAAGAAAAUCUAUAUAACUGAUCCUAUGGAUAAUCAUGUUAAACAAUGGUUAAACAUUUCGCCUAAAAAAGCCUUAAGUUUAACUUACCAGUUAUUGAAUAACACUGUUGAAGGUAAAUGGAAAGUGCAUGCUGUUGUCGGACGUCAUUUAAAAGAAACACUUGAAUUCACAGUGAAGAAAUAUACCCUUCCAAAGUUUACCAUAUCAUUAGAAACUCCAAAAGUUUUCAAUUUUGAUUCUGAGUACGUCCGAUAUUCAGUUUGUGCAAAGUAUACAAAUGGACCACCAGUGAAAGGUUCUGUAAAAUCAAUUCUUUGUGUUUGUUCUGAAUAUGCAUGGGAUAAUGAAUAUUCUAAGGAGAAUGAUGAAAAUACUGCAGAAUCGGUAUUAUUAUCUCGUCGGUGUCCAUCUACUGGUUACACAUUAAAUCUUCGACCAUGUAUUAUACAUAAUCAACUAUUACACAGUGAUGGUUGUGCCAGUUUCAAUGUAUCUACUAAACAAUUCGCCUUUUCUACAGAGAAAUAUUUUAAAUGGAAUCAAAUAGGCAUUUUAUGCGCUCAUGUUGAAGAGGAUGGUACUGGUUCUAAGCUAUACAACUGUCUGAAAGGUCAUGAAAUCAAAACUGGUCAACCGAAUUUAAAGUUGGAAUUCCCAAGUGUAUAUAAAUCCAAAUUACCAAUAACUGGGAGAGUGAAAUUAACAAAUCAUGAAAAGAGUAGGAAUUAUAGCGUAAAGAUAUCUGUCUCUGAACAGAAACGGAGCUGUUUUCAGACAGGCAGUGAGAAAGGUACAGAAUAUUACUUCAACACUAUACCACUGAACUCACUAAAUGAAGGUGUAAUCCAUAUACCACCACUACAAUCUGAAAAUUCAAUAUUAAUUGAAGCUGAAUUAAUGUUAACUUUUGAAGUGCAAUUACCCGCAUCACCAUUAUCAUCAGUAAAGUCAACCUCCAAAGAUGCAAGAGAAAAUUCCCCGAAAAAAACUACUUUAGUACAUAUUAAUUACCAUUUAUGGUCUCGUAAACCACGGUCAUCACAAAGCAGUCCAGUUCCUCACAGUGUGACAUUAAAAUCAUGGGAUUCAAUUAGCAAAGUUUACCUACAGUUAUGGCCACCCAGAGAUAGAAUUUUCAUCACAACAUGUCCUAAUACAGUCAAAUUAGUUCUGUUAUCAAACAUACAUUUGUCAGAUAAAAUCAUUUUUAUCGAAUCAAUGGUAAGAGGUGAACACAAGAAGAUUGUGAUACCAGCAAUUGAUAAAAUGACCAGCAACGACAUCACUGAUGAUUGUGUUGAUCGUGAUGAUGAGUUAGGACAUUAUGAGUGUACGGGUGUAAAUCCAGAGGAAAUUAAAUGUUUACCAGGUUGGCAAGGUGAAAAUUGUUUAGUGCCUAUCUGUUCUACAGAUUGUAAUCCUAAAGGUGGCCUGUGUGCAAAACCUGGUGAGUGUCAGUGUAAAUCAGGAUGGAAGAAUGUCAAUUGUGAUAAGUGUGUAGAGCGUAAAAAUUGUUUAUACGGCACAUGUGUUCACGGCAAUGAUUGUGUCUGUGAAGAUGGCUGGACUGGUCAUUAUUGUGAUCGUAAAACUGUAGUUUAUAAAGAAAUUACAAAAGAUAAUGAAAUAAAUACUAAAAAAAGUGUAAAUGGAGUAAAUCCAACUGAUGAAUUGGAAAGUUCUUUCAUUUCUUCCCCUUCGUCAACAAAUUCAUCACAAAUAAAAACGAAACCACUUCGAACACUUUAUCAACGACACAUAGAGUUUACAAUUAAUGGAUCAUGGGGACCAAGCUUUACAGCUAUAAUUUAUAUUCACAAUCAACAAGAUAACGCGUCACCUGAGAUUAUUUCAACUCAAUUAAAUGUGGAAAAUAUUGAAAACUGUACAAGUAAUGCAAUCGCAAUUCAAUCGAAAUCACAUAAAAGUAAUAUAGAAUUUAGUCAAAAUGUCGCACAUCCUGGUAAGAAAAUUCAAAUGACCAUUACUCCUCAAGGUGUAUCAUCGUCAGCAACAUCGUUGAUGGAUCAAGACAACAGUUGUUAUAAUCUAUCAAGAAAACUCUGCAGAAAUAAAGGUCAAUUGUCAAAUGAGUUGUGCUUCAUCAGGAUCUCUGAUACAUCACUAGAUAACUUCCAAGGUGAUAAAAAUUUGAUUAAUUUAAAAUCUUUCACUGAAAAAUUAGUUGAUUAUGCUAUGCAAAGUAGAAAACAACCUUCUAUAGCUACUUCAACACAAGAAGCCUUUCAAGCUGCUGGUUUUCAGAUUGGUUCAACGUAUCCAGAGACAAUGCUUAUUCAUCCUGUAGACGCCUGCCCUCAAUUUUCAAAUCCGAGUAUCUCAGGUGUCCUGUACGAUAUGGGAAUCGGUAAUAACCACGUUGAUCCAGUCAGCACACAAAGUCCAGAAAAACCACGAUUAAGAGACUUCUUUCCUGAAGUAUGGUUGUUUCGAGUGUUGCCAAUCACUGAUCUAAAAAUCAGUCAUGAAGUUGACGCAAAGGCUACGAACACAGAUACUAGUGAAAUCAACAAAUCAAGGGGCAUACAGCUAAGUCUUACAGUACCAGAUACUAUAACAAGUUGGAGAGCAUCAGCGUAUUGUACAACAAAAUCGAAUGGUUUAUGGAUUGGUGAAUCACAAACAGUCACUGUAAAUAUGCCUUUUUAUUUGGAAAUAACGCCACCCAAAGAAAUGAAACGUGGUGAAAUUUUGCAUAUCCCUGUGAGUAUGUUUAUUCUGGAUACAAAGUAUUUACAAAUACCAGAAAAUUCCAACUUAUCAGAAUGUUAUGAAAUCUUAGUUGAUGUACAAGUAAAUAAUGAUGACUGGUUAGUUGUCGGUACAACUAAACACUCUGGUUGUUUGUGUUCCGGUGACAAGACAACUUAUCUCAUCGGAUUACAAGCAAAACGCUUAGGUAAGCUGAACAUAACUGCUGAAGCAUUGGCCAUUAAGAAUAGUCAGUCAUGUCAGUCCAUAGAAUACAGUGAACUUAAAAAUGCUUUAACAGCCCAGUCGAAUAUAUUCAAAAGGAAACGAUUUCAAUCAAAGUUACUAACUGAUAAAAUCCGUCGCCACAUCAAUGUGAUACCUGAAGGUGUUCAACAUGAAACAACUAUCAGUGACAUUAUAUGUUUAAGUGAACAAGAAAAUCAAUCAGAGCGCAAGUUUGAAUUUGUGUUACCUAAAAAUAUGAUUAAGAACUCUCUACAUAGUUAUAUAUCAUAUAGUGAUGAAGUAUUAGGACCUGCUUUGGUCAACUUAGACAAACUUGUACGCCUACCUACUGGUUGUGGAGAACAGAAUAUGGUACUGGUAGCGCCUAAUGUUUACAUAUUAGACUAUUUAAAGUCUACACCAACUAUCAAUGAGAAUAAAGAGAAUUAUAUUGAAGCAGCUAAAUCACACAUUACAUCAGGUUAUGUCCAACAGUUGAAAUAUAGACGAGAUGAUGGAUCCUUUUCUGCUUUCGGUAAGUCGGACAAACAAGGCAGUACAUGGUUGACUGCAUUUGUAGUACGUGUAUUUGCUAAGGCAUAUAAACUGGAGCCAACUUUAAAUAUUGAAUGGGAGAAUCUAUUCAGAGAUGGCGUAAAAUUCUUAAAAACACGUCAAAAUGCUGGCACUGGAUGUUUUGAGGAACAUGGAAAAGUUAUCUAUUCACCAUUACAAGGAGGUAUACUUGGAAGAGAUGGAUCUCAAUUAAAGGAUAUUCUGCUUACUAGUUAUGUUAGUUCAGCUUUGUUUGAAACACAACCAAAUGAGGCUGGCAAUAAUCUAAAUAUUAAGUAUACUAUUAGAGCAAAAGAUGCAUACAACGGUGGAUUGAAAUGUUUAAGUCAAUAUCUUUUGCAACUUGAGUCGUAUGAUGAAUUGCCGACUUCAGCGCUUGUACAAAUCACUCAUACGUAUGCACUAAUUCAACCGAAUUCUCAUUUCACUAAUGAAUUAAAAGAUAAUCUAAUCAAAAGAGAACAAGUUAUUCAGGAUCAAUUCGGUGAAAUGAUUUACUGGUCAGAUAAAUUUGAUAAAUCUGCAACAAAUACAUUUAACAGUAAUAAUAAUAACAAUAACAAUAUUGAACCACGUGAUUUAGAGUCAACAGCUUAUGCUUUUCUAAGUUUAAGUCGACUUCAUCAACCAGUAAAUGCUUUAUUCCCAAUUAUACGUUGGAUAAGUUCAAAACAAAAGUCAAACGGUGGCUUCUAUUCAACACAAGAUACAGUACUUGGACUGGAAGCGAUAGCUGAGUUCGCUAAGAUAUUAGGCGUCCAUAGUAAUAACAAUAAUAAUAAUAAUGAUAAUGAAGAGGAAGACGAAACAGAUGCAUCCUAUAAUGUUCUUCAGAUAUCAAAUCAUGUAAAUAUUGGUAAUUUCAAUAUGAAUGAUUCAAUAACUUUAGAAAAACGACAAGUUAUCAAUCAGAUUGAAUUACCAAAUCUUGAAUUCAAAGAUGCUGAUGUUGAUGCUGAUAACGAUGAUAAAGUGAUACAUUCUGUUUGGAAAUUAACAAGUAAUCAACCUGUAAAAGACUGUAUGCUAGUACAGAAUACCUUCAUUUAUAAUUUACCUGAAGUAGAAAAUGUUAAUACGAAAUUUCAACUGUCAUACCAAAUAAUUCAAAAAACAUCACCAACAGAUGAUGCAAACUGUAAAACAGCUAAACUCGUUAUGUGUUUACAGUUAAAUUCUAGAAUAGAUGAAAACCCUAUAAGUACAGGGAUGUUAUUGAUACGCGUUGCUAUGGUGACUGGAUGGAAACCAAUAGUUGAACAAUUGAAUCUACAAUUAGGCCCUGAGGAUGAUUCUUUAAAAAUGUUGACUAUCAAUGAACAAAAUGAAAUUUCAUUGUAUUUUAAUGAAUUUUCUGAAGAAGAAGCUAAAGAGUUAGGCGACUGGAAGCAACUGAAACGAUGUGUUGAUGUGCCAAUCAAUCAAGCCUAUUAUGUAGAAAAUGCCAAGAAUGCAACAAUAACAGCCUAUGAAUAUUAUUCACCAGAAGAAAGUAUUACUGUCACUUAUCGAUUAAAUGAUUGUAAAGCAGCUUGGGAUAAAAUGGAUAAAAUGCUCCAUAGGACUUCAAGUGAACCAACACCUACAACUAAAACUCCCUUGAAAGGUAACCUAUCCAAAGUGAAAACUGUAUGCCCUGUAUGUACAGACAAAGUUAAUGACACUCAAUUACUUUUAAAUGACAUAUAUAAUUCAGUAUGUCACAAAUCCAAUGGGAUAUAUUUCUUAAAAGUUCAUGAAAUUCAAAAUAACAGUAUAAAUACUGCAAUAACGCAUAUAUCACAAUCCAAUGUCAAAAUAACUUGGAAUACAAUUUUACAAAUGCCUGAUUCAAAUAAAUGCCCUUGUGAAUUAAUCAAAACUCAUCAAAAUCUCGUUGUAAUUUUUGAUAAAUUUGCUGAAAUCUCUCCAGGUAAAGCUAAAUUCAAUAUUGAAACAUUGAAUACACCUGUGAAAUUUAUAUCGAACAAAGAAAUACUACCCAUUCUUGAGCUAGCAGCAGACAAAUGGUCUAACAGUGAAAAAGCAACACUGACUAACAUUUUGACUGAUGAGUUAACUGCUGUUCAUUAUUGUAAAGUAUUACCUAAGCUCGUGGAAUUUAUCAAGCAGACGAAAUAG